Molecule: messenger RNA, 915 nt
Organism: Trichoderma virens Gv29-8
Lineage: Eukaryota; Fungi; Ascomycota; Sordariomycetes; Hypocreales; Hypocreaceae
Exons: 3
Coding region: 1-915 (304 amino acids)
Source: RefSeq, a predicted model, not a curated record
AUGAAUAAGAACUGGAAUGACAGGGCAGACAAAGAUCUGUUCUUCACCAUUUUGUCCGUCAAGAACAUCGGUGUUAUCAGCGGCGCGGAAUGGACAACCAUCGGUAAUCAUAUGCGCAGCCUCGGCUACGGCUUCACCAAUGAAGGAUGUCGGCAACACUUUCAAGGCCUAAGGAGGGCCCAAAACAAGGCGGAGGUGGAUGGAAGUCACUCUGAGAGCGCUAGGAGAGCUGAUCCAACCUUGAAUCCCAUCACAAGGAGACCAGGGCCUGGCAGGGGCCGUCCUCGAAAGUCGCAGGUCCAGGAGCCUGACGUUGAUACCGCAGAUGGCUCUCCAACUAAUCUUCCCGCCGGCGUUCCUACCACUGUUCCUGCUGUCGUCCCGGCGGUGCUUCCUGGGGCCAUGAUAUCUACCUCUAUGCCGGGUCACGGCCCAGUCAUGACUUCUCCUGUUGUACCGCUUCAGCAGCAACAGCAGCUUCAACAACUUCAGACUCAACAGCUUCAAUCCCAACAUCAGCACCAGUUCCAACAGCAACAACAGCACCAAUUCCAGCAACAACUUCAGCAGCAUCAGUCACAGCUUCAGCCGCAGCUCAAAACAGAGCUUGCUGAUGCCGAUGGCAUCUCUGUCUCUGCUCAAACACCAAAUGAUAUCGCCUCUAAUCAUCUAAUUGAAUCGGAACCCGGGUCGACAACCUCUCAAGAACAGCUGCAACUUGACGCUGUACAGAGUGGUGAUGACGACGACGAUGCAGACGAACAUCCUUCCAAACGACAACGAUUAGAUCCUCACGACCUUGGUCAAGACUCUGCUCUCGAUGACGAAGCUGUGUUGGCCCUAGCUGCCCAUAACGGCACGGAUGGCACAGAUCCAUAUCCCCCAGAUUUUGGGUAUAGAGAAGGUCAGAUCUGA